CGUGCCCCUGAGGAAAACGGGUGAUUUUUUUGUGUAAAUCUAGACUGUAAUUCUGUAAUAUAUCAUUUGGACUCGUAAAACCGACACUAAAACCAUUUGGUCUAUAAAUCAUUUCUCAAAUUAUGAGUUCAUUGUAUUAUGCGAACGCGCUGUAUUCCAAAUAUCAACUGGCGAGUUCUGUCUUUUCUACUGGCGUUCAUCCCGAGCAAACUUCUAGUGCCUUUGCGAGUAGUUCUCAGCGGUCCGGCGGCUACGACUUGGCCUCCACCGGUACACCCGUCUCCUCAUCUUCCGUCUCCCUGUCAAGCAUGUAUACUAACGGUGCAAGUGCUUCCAGCCAAAGCUUAGGUAUGUACCCCACUGCGUAUGAGCUGGGGGCUGUCUCUCUGAACAAGCACAGCUCUCUGUUUGAGCAUCCGAGUCUACGCAUGGUGUGCGCUGGCGAUCUCUCUAGAACGCAAAGUGGUAAGGCAGAGCAGGGAGGCUACAAUCAAAACAACGAAGACAACCUCCGGAUCUAUCCAUGGAUGAGGAGCACAGGUGCGGACCGGAAACGGGGUCGACAGACAUAUUCGCGCUAUCAAACACUAGAGUUGGAGAAGGAGUUUCACUUCAACCGUUACCUUACACGGCGGCGGCGUAUCGAGAUUGCACACGCCCUUUGUCUGACUGAACGUCAGAUUAAAAUUUGGUUUCAAAACAGAAGAAUGAAAUGGAAGAAAGAGAAUAAAUCUGCGAGUCCCUGCUCUCCAACUGUCGACCAAAUCAGGGGUGAUGAAGAAGAUGAGGACUGAAAUUUCAGGUUGUGGUAAUCUGAGGAGCAACAUGACCUUAUAAAAUUCAUAAUACACUGAAGAUGCAAUGUUAGAAGGUUACUGCAGGCAAAAAUAUCGUCUAACUACUUAUACAACGUGUGUUAAUGUUUGUAGUAAAGUGACUAAAUAGAAAUAAUAUGCUGCAGUUAUUAGAGAAGUGCAUAGCGAAAUAUAUAUAUUUGAACCUGUCUGUGAAAUCCAAGUCGCAUAAUCUAAUUUUGAGAUUAGGAGCAUCAACGUUUGACUUUUAAUUAUUUAUUUAAAGUUUUGACAUGGCCUUAGUCAAUAUUUAUGAUAUUAUGUUAUAUUUAAACAGCAUCAUCUUUACAGGAUUAGUUUUAUUUAUACCAGUAAAUCACAAAAACAUUAUUUAGCUGGGUUUUCACAGAUUGGGCACGUUUAUAUAAUUAACGAAAACUAGUUGCAAAAAAUGUGCAUGCUUAAAUAUUUGGCCUAUUAGAUGGGGUCAAACACAAAAGGGAGCAAUGUAUUUUUAGCUAAGGUGUUUUGUACCUAUGUCCUGUUUUCUUGACAUAUAUGUAAUUUUUUUGUUAAAUGUUUCAGUUGAAAUAAACGAGGCGUAAGAAUA
This is a messenger RNA of Paramisgurnus dabryanus, 1404 nucleotides long. Lineage: Eukaryota; Metazoa; Chordata; Actinopteri; Cypriniformes; Cobitidae. The record is from RefSeq and is a predicted model, not a curated record.